AUGUUCGACGCGCGAUAUGAAGACACAUGGCUGGUCGUAGGCGCAUCACGAGGCAUCGGGCACGAGUUUGUCCAGCAGCUUCUGGAUCGAGGCAACAGGGUGUAUGCGACUGUACGAAAGGAUGCCGCGUCAUUCUGGCCAGAACACCAGAAGCAGGGCCUGUGCCGCGUUUGGACGUGUGAUAUAACGUCGCAGUCGAGUAUAGAAAACUUCGUGGACGAGCUGUCAUCUCUGUCGGACGAUGCGAUCAGUGGCGUGAUCAUCAACGCCGGCGUGCUCAAAUACCCAAGCAGAGCCACGGAGAUGUCGUUUGACGACUUUACAUAUCAUCUGAACACCAAUGCAGUCGGGCCCAUCAUCUGCGCGCAGGCCUUGCUGAAAGCCGGGGUUCGGCUAGAUAAGAUCACCUUCAUCUCAAGCGAUUCAGGAUCUGCGCAGAACUUCCUCGAGAUGGAGGAUGGCUUCGCAGCGUAUGCGGCUUCGAAGGCAGCUCUCAACCAAGCGCUCAGGCACAUGGCAGCUGAAGUGAAACGGAGGCGCCGGCCGACCGUCAUCCUGGCUUUGCAUCCUGGUGAGGUGAAGACGGACAUGGCUAAUAUCGAUGUUGAUUGGGAGGUGGAAGGUCAAAUGACACCUCAAGAGAGCGUUGAGGCGUGUCUGAGGGUCAUUGACAGCAAAGGGAGUGAGGACAAUGGGACUUUCUGGACUUGGGAGAAUAGGCCGUACCCGUGGUGA
This is a messenger RNA of Saxophila tyrrhenica, 735 nucleotides long. RefSeq lists its product as uncharacterized. The record is from RefSeq and is a predicted model, not a curated record. Gene Ontology annotation, molecular function: oxidoreductase activity, acting on the CH-OH group of donors, NAD or NADP as acceptor. The transcript is spliced from 2 exons. NCBI's taxonomy places the organism in Eukaryota, Fungi, Ascomycota, Dothideomycetes, Mycosphaerellales, Extremaceae. The coding region runs from base 1 to 735 and encodes 244 amino acids.